Molecule: messenger RNA, 1566 nt
Organism: Hydra vulgaris (swiftwater hydra)
Lineage: Eukaryota; Metazoa; Cnidaria; Hydrozoa; Anthoathecata; Hydridae
Product: zinc finger protein OZF
Source: RefSeq, a predicted model, not a curated record
UAAGAAACUGAUUAAAUAAUAAUUUAGGUUUUAUAUAAUUAAAAAUGGAAAACAAGCAUGAAAUAGAGAUUACAAUUGGUGAACCAAUAGCUAUAAAAAUUUUAGAUACUUGUGUUGGAACGGAUAAUCAGCGUUAUUACAAAAUUCAGUGGCAGCCUACUUGGGAAACUGAGGAAGAUAUUUUAUUAAAGUAUCAGACGCUUGUUGAGGAAUAUUGGAAAUUUUCAACUCACCAAAAGCUGGGAAUAUUAAAUACGGAAGCAUCAAUUUUAUCAAAAACAGUUGAAAAUGAUGUAAAUUCACCUGAGCUGAAAGAAGUUUCUGUUUCUGAUAAUGUUCAAAAAAAACCUCCACCUUUAAUGCCUGAAAAAUACCAGUAUGUUAAUCGCCCAUUUCAAUGUGAAAUUUGCUUGCGUUGCUAUACAUCAGAAAAGAAGAUGAACGAGCAUAAACACAAAUUGCAUUUAACUAAAGCCUUUUAUCAAUGUACAUAUUGCACAAAGGUGUUUGUGACAAAUCGUAAUUUGCAAAAUCAUAUGAAUAGACACACUGGUAUUGGACCACAUUUGUGCUUGGGAUGUUCAAAGCAUUAUAUGACAGAGCAAGCGUUAGAACAUCAUAAAAGAUCCUGCAAUGGAUUAGUAGAAAAAGAAUUUCAUUGCAAAAUAUGUGGUAAAGCUUUCUCAACAAAACCUCAUCUAACAUUUCACAUGAAAAUUCAUUUACCCGAUAAUCAAAAGCCAUUUAAAUGUCAAUUUUGCCCUCGUACUUUUGCAUAUAACCAUGAUUGUAUCCACCAUAUGCGUUUGCAUGUUGGGGAAAAACCUUUCAAAUGCACUGAGUGCAAUGAAGCUUUUCAUCGGAAGUCAUAUUUAACAGAACAUAUGUUUCUUCAUACUGGAAUAUCCAAGUACAAAUGUUCAGAUUGUGAGAAAUACUUUAAAACUCAACAAAUGCUUCAAACACAUGUAAAAAAUGUUCACAUUCUUAAAAAAAGUGUUUCUUAUGACAAUAAGAAAGCAAAUAAAGUUAGAGGAAGGUACAGAUGUGAAGAUUGUAGUCAAGUAUUUUGUUUCAUGAAAGAAUAUCAUCACCAUCUUGCUGUUAACCAUGAAGAUACAUCUCAUCUUGAAAAUAUAAACUAUGAGCCGAAAAUGGUUUAUAAGUGUAAGAAAUGUACUAAAACAUUUCGGCGUUCUUCAUCUUUGAAAAAGCAUACAGAAACUCAUAAGAGAAAUAUUUCUUCAAGUAUUUCUUUGUGUAAAACAGAGUUAAAUGUAAUUCAAAAAACAAACCCAAUAACUAUCAACCAUAUUUUAGAAAUUGGAUGUGCUCUUAAUGUAAAUUCAAAUGUUCAAAUAGUUCAUGAUGAUUCAAACAAAGAUUUAGGCCACAAAGGAUGUAAAGUUCUUGCAAGGAAUGAAAAACCUGUUGGUUUACAUGAAGAAGUUCUUCAUUGUUUUUCUGAAGAUGAAGUUACAAAAAAUAUAACUGAGGAUUUUUCUAAAAUAAACGCUGAUAUUGUUACAUAGUUUUUAAAAAAAUUUUAUUUAUGAAAAAGUUAAA